Epinephelus moara (kelp grouper) is the source of this 1633-nucleotide messenger RNA. RefSeq lists its product as uncharacterized. The transcript has 6 exons. Lineage: Eukaryota; Metazoa; Chordata; Actinopteri; Perciformes; Serranidae. The coding region runs from base 104 to 1066 and encodes 320 amino acids. The record is from RefSeq and is a predicted model, not a curated record.
GUAGCUUGACCACACUGUUGAUUUCCUGCUGAACGGUCUGCUGUAGUUUUGCAUUUUCACACCAGUUUCAGUUUUCGUGUUAAACGUCUUCCUGGACGCUGAGAUGGGAAUACAGUGCAGUACAUCUCCAAAGACCGUAGAUUGUCUCUACGACACUGCCAGCCACGCAGGCCUGGUUCCUGAUGCGUCCCUGGACGCCUCACUGGCCUCCCUGCUGUCCCUGAACUCCUCCUGGGCUCUGGAGCAGCAGUACUCCACCCUGCAGAGCGCUAUGACCCGGCAGCAGAGGUUGGCCUUCGACCAUGACCUCCACACCCUCUUCGGAGGAAACAGCACGGUGACUUAUGGGGGUGUGGGCGUUGUUGCACUUGCCCUCUCAGUCCUGUUUGAGAUGUUAGCCCAUCACCAGAUGGCUGCACUGGGCUCGAGGAGUUCUGAGGCUCACCCCUCACCUCCGGACCCCAUACGCAGGAUGUUCGGGGCUGACACCAGGUCGGACAUCAGCUCCAUCGCCAGCGAGUUUCUCAAACAGGUUCCUGGUGCAGCCAACGAUCAGCACAAGAUGGCAACACUGCUGAAGACAUCAGAGAAGAAGCUGCGAUCUGAGCUGAUGGAUUUCUACGAGACGAUGAUGUCACCGGAGUGGAGCGCUCUCAGCUCUGCCGGGGUGAAGCAAUGGAUGAACGGAGCUGCUCUCCACGUCCACAUCCUACUCCACUGGAAGCGUCUGUUCGACCCAUCAGGUGGAGAAGUCUUAAGUCUGGACUACCUGCAUCGUGUUGACCCCCUGCUGAAGGCCUACAGAGAAUAUCUGGUCAAAACGGUUAAAGUGUCUGCGGCGUCCAGCCCCGGCUCCAGUGGGUUGCUCAUAGUGGAGCCUCUGAGAAAUGUGAGCCACGCCGUUCACCACAGAGUCUGCGAACGUAGAGCCAUUCAGCGGACUCUGGUAGAGCGCUUUCUCUCAGACCAGAACCUGCAGAGGGGGAAGGAGUUCUUCCAGAGCUCCCACAAGCACCAUGACGCUCUGAUAGCACAGCAGGAACAUUUUCAGCUGAGCAUGAUGUGAGAACCACUGACAGGCUCUUAUUGAUGAUCCAGAUGUUCAGAAUAAAUCAUAACUUGUAGAUAAACCUACUGUCACUGUUCAUCCUCCCAAAACCCAAAUAAUGGAUAGUUCAAUGGUGUUCAUCAUGUCUUUAGUUUCUGAUAAUGACUUUAGUUGUUCUUUUAUCUCAGACAUGUUAGGAUGUUACCUUGACAUGUUUCGGUGGAAACAUCCGCCUUCCUCAGAAGUGUCACUUGGUGGUGGUUGUGACGCGUCUUUAUCAGCUGAUUGACAGAUCAGCUGAUAAAGACGCGUCACAACCGUCACACCACCGAAACAUGUCAAGGUAUGUGACAUCCUAACAUGUCUGGGAUAAAAGAACAACUAAAGUCAUUACCAAAUAAUAGAUAGUUGCCUUACAAAGCGUUGGGAUGCUUCCUUAAGAACUUGUUUAUACAUACAAGAAUGGUGCUUUAUUAAAUACCCAGCAGGUUCAGAGGCUGUAUCUGACGACUUAAUAAUCAGUGUGAGGAUACUGUAUGCUGUCAUGCAUGAGUCAAAAAAAUAAAAAAUAAAAUAUAAAAAAUA